AUGUCGGACAAUCGCACCAAUAGACUCAACUUCACCGAUAAUGCAAGCAAAUCUGUACUUUCCCUCACUUCGCCGGCGAAGUUAAAUGUGGUGUCUUCAGACUGGUCGAAAUUGACAGCGAAAAAGCCCAUGGGGAAAAUCAACAAACGGCAACUCUCUAGCAAUUCGACAACACUAUCAAACGUUACGAACAUUCUGCCGAGCUCGAAAAGCGCUGUGCAUCGACCCACGCUUCAGUACGUGCCACCGCUCUUGAAGCGGUCUUCGUCGCUGUUCAAAGAUGAUCUCGAAACCAACGAUCGCAAAUCUAUCAAGUCACAGGACUCUGACGACGGCUGUUUCAACACCGAUCGAUUCAUCCCGCUCCGCAAGGAAAACUCGUUUUCCCACUCAAAGAUCGACCCGCUCGAUUUGGAGGAAGAGGUCCCCCCACCCAAUGCAUCGCCUUCAACCCAUUUGAAGGCGCAAACCAAAAGAGUAUUCAAGCAAAACGUGGCAGAAGCCUGCGGGCUGGACAUGAACCAACGCAUUUUGCAAUACAUGCCUAAACCGCCAGCUUCGUCGAGCCGGAAACAAACGUAUUCGAUCGGCAAUCGAUCCCACUAUUCAUAUUCGUCAUUGGCCAACUCGGGGCCCAGUCCAGAGCUGGCCAAACUGAGGAAAAUCAAUUCCAACCCAGAAAGGAUUUUAGACGCGCCAGGUUUCCAAGACGAUUUCUAUCUAAAUCUUGUGAGUUGGUCCAACAAGAACGUUCUCGCCAUCGCGCUCGACUCUGCAUUAUAUCUCUGGAAUGGCGCUACCGGCAACGUCACACUUCUUAACGAUUUUGAAGAGCCAGGAGCGAUAAGCAGCGUUACUUGGUCUGACGACGACUGCCAUAUUUCGAUCGGUAAAUCCGGAGGAGACACAGAGAUCUGGGAUGUCGAAACAAUGUCGCAUGUCAGAACAAUGAGAUCUGGGCUUGGGGUUCGCAUCGGAUCACAGUCGUGGCUCGAAACGCUAGUGGCUACAGGAGCCAAAAGUGGUGAAAUCCACAUUAAUGACGUUCGAAUCAAAAACCAUAUCGUUUCCAGCUGGGAAGAACAUCGGGGCGAAGUGUGUGGAGUUAGCUAUCGCCCAGAUGGGUUGCAAUUGGCUUCAGGUAGUAACGACAAUACCGUGGUCAUUUGGGACACAAGAACUUCCUUGCCCCAGCAUAUCAAGAGACAGCAUACUGCCGCCGUCAAAGCCAUGGUUUGGAGCCCUGACACUACAAACCUUUUGGCAACCGGGGGCGGUCAAACAGACAAACAUAUUCAUUUUUGGAACACAACAACCGGUGCCAGAACUGGCAGCAUAAACACUGGAUCCCAGGUCAGUUCGCUUCACUGGGGUCAAAGUUACAGUUCCAACACCAUGCAGCGAGAAAUAGUGGCCACGGGCGGCAAUCCUGAAAACGCAGUGUCCAUUUACAACUACGACACCAAAUUCAAAGUUGCUGAGAUAGUUCACGCACACGAGGCCAGGAUAUGCUCCAGUCAAUUAUCGCCAGAUGGCACCGUCUUAGCAACAGUAGGAGGGGACGAAAACCUAAAAUUCUACAAGGUGUUUGAGCCCAGGAGGAAAAGACCUCAAGGAGUUUGCGACGGGGAUAGUCUUAUGGGUCUUCUUAACGUGGGUGACGCCUGUGACGACGAUUCUUCGCGAUCACCCACUCGCAGAAACACUUCAGGUUUCGUCAUUAGAUGA
Molecule: messenger RNA, 1728 nt
Organism: Lachancea meyersii CBS 8951
Lineage: Eukaryota; Fungi; Ascomycota; Saccharomycetes; Saccharomycetales; Saccharomycetaceae
Source: the annotation of a GenBank genome assembly